This is a messenger RNA of Echinococcus granulosus, 960 nucleotides long. Its product is annotated as Heat shock cognate protein. Gene Ontology annotation, cellular component: cytoplasm. The coding region runs from base 1 to 960 and encodes 319 amino acids. Gene Ontology annotation, biological process: cellular response to unfolded protein; protein refolding. Lineage: Eukaryota; Metazoa; Platyhelminthes; Cestoda; Cyclophyllidea; Taeniidae. Gene Ontology annotation, molecular function: misfolded protein binding; ATP binding; heat shock protein binding. The transcript is spliced from 2 exons. The record is from RefSeq and is a predicted model, not a curated record.
AUGUUGAGCUCGGCUGAGUCCACUAAUGUAGGCAUGGUAUCGUUGUUUGAGGGCACUAAUUUCAGUAUAACCCUCACACGGGCCCUAUUGGAGCAGCUGUGCAUGGACCUCUUCAGUCAGACGAUAGAUGCUGUGAAGACGGCGUUGAGCGAUGCGAAGAUAGACAAGGCUAACAUUCACGAAAUAUUGCUGGGCUUCUUCAAUGGUAGAAAAUUGAAAAGGUCCAUCAAUCCGGACGAGGCAGUGGCGUAUGGUGCGACGUUGCUUGCUGCCAACCUGGCUGGUGGUGUGUCGAAUUCGAUGCAGGAUUUGAUGUUGCUGGAAGUAACGCCACUGUCAUUGGGACUGAAGGAUGCAGAUGGUAUGGUGGGGAUUGUAAUAAAGCGAAACACGCCUAUUCCGACGAAGCAGACAUGCAAUGCCUUAACAGCUGUGGAUAAUCAAACGAGUGUGUGGAUCAGCGUUUAUGAGGGUGAACGAGUGAAGGCGAGUGACAACCACUUUUUGGGCCACUUUCUCAUACUGGGUUUUCCAGCAGCACAGUGUGAUGAGAUUAAGUUCGAAAAUACAUUUGAAAUUGACGAAAAUGGCAUUCUUCAUGUGUCGUCGGUGGAAACGUCGACAGGGAAGCAGAGAAGCAUGACUAUUGCCAACUACGAGGGUCGUCUGUCGGCGGAGGAGAUAGAGCGAAUGCUGGCUGAAGCGGAGAAGUUCAAGCAUGUGGACGAGAAGGGGAGGAGUAGGGUGGCAGCGCUGAACGCGUUAGUGGACUGCAUCUACAGCAUGAAGAGGAACAUGGAGAAGGAGGAGAUAACGCAGAAGAUAUCUGAGGAGCACCGAAAAAAUAUACUUGCGAAGUGUGAGGAGACGAUCAAGUGGACGGAAACCGAGAAACAAGCUACAAAGGAGGACUACGAAGAAAUGCGUGAACAGUUUAAGGAAGCGUGCAGCUUAAAAUAA